CGCUGCGAUUAAUUCGAUUAAAUAGUUAUAGUCUUUAAGACCAUUGACAAAUUCACAUGUACUUUAAAAGACGUUUAUAACUUAGUAGAUACACAUCGUGCAUCUGCGGCACCCGUCAUGUAAAGUUCCAAACAAUCCUGCCCGUGAGCAAUCUCCCAACCCUGCUGAUAUAUCGUGGCAACAAACGCGAAGUUGGCAGCAAGGCAGUCCAUGUUUUUGACCUUUUUGCUCGUCAAAAGGUAGUCCCGUAAUUCCGCACCGGAAAUGGGCGCGAGUCGGCGCGCGAAUUUGGGCCAAGCGCAGGAAAUGGAGAGAUAGCUCGCGAAAGAGGAUACGCCAAAAUUGGUUAUGCGAACCAGGGCGCAAAGAAACUCCCGUCAUGCUGAACAUAGAGGCCCCUGCCAAGCUGGUCUUAACCUUGCAAUCGGUGCCUCCCUUCGCGGUCGAGAGUUUCCUCGCCCUGGGCUUGGCGGUCCUCCUGGCGGUCCCUCUCGUCGGCCAUGUGCAAUUCCUGCUCGAGGAGGCGCCGAGAUCAUCGAAAAGUCGGCGCCGCAAGGUGAAGAGGUCGCCGCCACCGGAUCGGACCAUUGUGAUGCAUUAUCCGGCUCCGGUGGUUAUCGACUCGACCUCGAGCUCCAGCUUGAACCUGAACAUGACGACCGCUCGAGCGGUCUGUUCGACACCGAAUUUCAAAUCCAGCGUCGACCUAGCAGCCCCCAAGACCGGCCGGACGGUCCAGGUCGGUGAGGUCGGUGGCGACCGGGAGGCGCCGCACCCCCCGCCGGCUCUCACCCUGGAGCAUUCGUCGUCCUUCAUAGCCACCAACGCGGAACUCCCCGUAAUCGACAUAUCGACUUUUAACUACGGCUCGUAUCGCCACAAGCUGGUGGAGUCCACCCUGAGGAGGAGAUACGGAGAUUACAAGCCUCCCGGCAACGUCGUCCUCAACGCCAUCCACCUCAACGCCAUCGAGUCCGAUGCCGCGAUUAGACUCAGCAAAGGGUACAGCCAUAGUUUCUUCGACUUCGUCGAGGAGUACUACGACGCCACGAGGUCGAUGUGCAAGAAGGAGACGGAGUUUCUGCAUCCUCUGGACCAUUUCCUGGUGAAGGGCGCCAGAAGACCGACGACGGACGAGAAGGCCACGGAGACUACCGGUCUGGACCCUGGGUCGCCUUGGAAGAGCGCUCUAGGACCGUUCUCGGUAACGCCCAUGUCCACGCCGCCGACGACCUCUCCUCCGACGCCGACCCCUCGGCGCAGAUCGGCUUCGUUCACUCCAAGAGCGAGGCUGGAAAUGGCCAGGGAAGGAAGACCUCGGGUGGGCCCCAGGUCGGCGAAGUCGCCGAUCGGUAGCUCGGACCAGCGCGGGAACGAACCCGGGAAGAGCGAGGAGUGCUCUUCGGGAUCUCCGCGACCCAAGAGCACGGUGGACCGAGGACCUCCCGGUAUCCCGACGUCUCCGGGUCAUCGCCAAGGAGCUGGCACGAAGAUCCCUCGAGCUACCUCGAAGACCGCCAACGGACCGAGUUCUCCGGCAACGUCCGAGGUCGGCACCAAGUCCAAGACGACCGAAUUACCCUCUGGGCAGCGUCCAUCCCUUGUCAAGGAGGAAUCUCCGGCCAAGUCUAGACCGUACUUGAGGAGCGCCACCGACUCCGGCAUACCACGAUCCGUUGGACGAGCCCCAGGGUGGAAACCCGAAAGACCGUCCACGGCAGACCGAGGAUGGCGCAGCGACCUGUCCUCGGCAGGUUCGGGGGGCAGUCGUAGCCCCACGCCUAGGUCGAGACCACGGACCGCGGGGGGUCCGGGCCAGACCCCGGGACCACAGCCUUCGGGCGAUGCGAGGGACUCCACCGCUACUUUCCCCAUCUCCGAGAGUCGCUCCGGCCAAUCCGAGGUCGAGCCGGUGGCGGACCGGCAGGGCGAGGUCGGUGAGUGGUCGAAGCGGUCGGUCCGCGGGAGAACCUGGUUGGUCGGGUCGUCCGACCGCUUCGCUUCAUCCGUUAGGUCGACGCGGCUCAGUCGGCCCGCGACCGCCGACCGACAGGCGUCCUCCCGGCUGCCGGUGCAUGUCAGGACAGACCGGCAACCUGGAGGUCGCGACCCCGAGCCAAGUAAAACAAUAGGUAAGCCCCACAUGGACAAGUCCGAUGUCCCUGGCAGACCUCAGACCGCUGGCAGCGUUCCCUCCCAUGGGACCUCCAGCUCUGCGGAGAGGUCUCGGACCUCGCCUCGACCGGUCGCUGACGGUCCGGAAAGACCUCCCUCGGCUAGCCGGACAACCCGUUGGGGCCCUGCUACCGGUCGGUCCAGUAAACGGACCGUUUUGAGUGGAGAGUCCCGACGCGAGGACGAGCAAAAUCCCUCCGGAACACCCUCGGGAUCUCCACGGGGGAAGGAUCGACCUAUUAGCAGAUUCAGGGCCCCGAUUUCCAAAACGGCCGAUAGCGGGAAAGACGAUGCGAAGGAUAAGUCACCGAGUCUUCCUCGAAGCAACUCCAAAGCUGGAGUCGCUGUACAACGAGGCCUCAAGUCGUACAUAGGACGAGUGAAGCAUGUACUUCAUGACUCGAAUCCUGGGCGGAAGAGACCCGACUCUGGGAAACUGGCCUCUCUGAGUCUCACCGAGGCCAUCUUGCCGGAUCUCAAGUCCGUCCUCAGCAAUGGCGAGAUCAGAGAACUGAAGAGCCUGCUGGACCGCGCCGAGGAACUGGACAUCUGCGGGAACAUCCUCACGUGACGAACACCUAGGGACCUCCACCGAGGAUUGGGAUUCUACCGUAUGUCGUUUUUGCGUUUUAAUAAAGGCGUCUUUGUCUCACUUUAGUAUUAAUUAAUAUUAGUCGAUGAGGGCCAUCGUGGAUGUAUAUUACUAUUUAAUAUGUACCUUGGUAUACAGGAUGUUACAGAACUCCUGUCCAAGGUUUACACGUACCGAAAAUUGACUCGAAAAGUCCUCUAGAAGUAUUCCUACGGUGCCUGGUUUACCCGUAAUAAUUCAUUGUAAUUAAUAAACGCAGUUCUGGUAUUCUUAUCCUUGACGCGUCGACGCGUCGCGCCGUGUGUGAC
Molecule: messenger RNA, 3075 nt
Organism: Orussus abietinus
Lineage: Eukaryota; Metazoa; Arthropoda; Insecta; Hymenoptera; Orussidae
Product: mucin-5AC
Exons: 4
Coding region: 380-2746 (788 amino acids)
Source: RefSeq, a predicted model, not a curated record